Procambarus clarkii (red swamp crayfish) is the source of this 2360-nucleotide messenger RNA. RefSeq names its product LIM and SH3 domain protein Lasp (gene Lasp). The record is from RefSeq and is a predicted model, not a curated record. Gene Ontology annotation, cellular component: focal adhesion. Lineage: Eukaryota; Metazoa; Arthropoda; Malacostraca; Decapoda; Cambaridae. Gene Ontology annotation, molecular function: actin filament binding.
CUAGCGAGCACCGAUCCAACCAGUCAGUUGCCUCGAGGGAACGUGUGCGAGUGGGUGUGUCGAACUCCGCUGCCGUGGGAAAGUCUGACAUCUUAGCCGUUUAAGGUGGUGGUAGGAGUGAGUGGUCUGUAAGGAGUGUACACGAGGUAAAGAUGAGCAAGAAGUGCGCCAGGUGCGAGAAGGCGGUGUACCCGCUGGAGGAGCUGAAGUGCUUGGACAAGAUAUGGCACAAGGGCUGCUUCAAGUGCCAGGAGUGUGCCAUGACCCUCAGUAUGAAGACCUAUAAAGGAUACAACAAGCUGCCAUACUGCGAGGCGCACAUCCCCAAAGCCAAGGCUACCACAGUUGCAGAGACGCCAGAGAUGAGGAGACUAGCUGAGAACACCAAAAUUCAAUCCAAUGUGCAGUACCACGCGGACUUUGAGAAGAACAAGGCCAAGUUCACGCAGGUGGCCGACGACCCGGAGACCCAGAGGCUCAAGAAGAACACCCAGAUUAUCAGCAAUGUGAUAUAUCAUGGAGAACUAGCUAAGAAGACGGAAAUGGAACGUAAACGAACAGAGCCUAAUGAGGAUGAUGAAGACCGGUCUCCUUGGGUUGAUACAUUUGGAGGAGACAUUGCCACAGCUACUGCAUCUGUCCACCAUACCAUAGCUUCUCACUUACAAAGCAAUGAUAGUAACACUUAUGAUUACAGUAAUAAAGUACCUGCUUCCCCUCACUCCCACCAGCCUCUUGAUUACAAUAAUGAUGCUCCUGCUCCUCCUCACUCCCGUCAGCCUCGUGAUUACUCUCCUCACUCACGAUCCCAUGCACACUCCAAACCCUAUCACCAGCAACAGUCCUCCACAUCCCAGCAAUCUAGUAAAGUGUCUAGAACAAAUAAUAACCCUGCUGCUUAUGUACAUAAUGAAAAUCCUGAUCUUGCCUAUGGUUAUGUUCCACCCCCUAAUUCACGCUCCCCCAAUGCCAACACACAAUAUCCUCCUGAGCAUGAAGAUGGUUACUACCCCUACCCUAAUUCCAUGGGUGGACAGAAUGCAUCUGAUAACUAUUCAGGGAAAGCUACAAAUGGCUCAAGUGGGUCUUAUCCUAGCACUAACAGACAUGGUGCUUCACACGCAAAUUACCCGACUAACAACCAAUAUGCAACUGGAGCCCCACCUCGUGAUGAAAGUAAACGACAGCAGGAACAUCUUCAGCAAAUGCAGCAGCAGCAACAGCACCAUCAGCAGCUACAGAAGCAUCAUCAGCAACUGCAACAACAACAACAACAACAACAACAACAACAGCAACAACCACAACAACCACCACCACAACAGACUUUCGUUGCUCCACACCAACAGCAGUACAGUGGACCUCCCCCAACCUCUCAGCACCGACACCUACCCCAACCUUCCUCAACCUCCUUCCUCCAUCACCAGCAUCAGCAGCAGUUCCAGCAGCCUCCGCAGAAGCAACAGCAGCAGCAUCCUCCCAUCUCUUCCUACCACCACCAUCCUGCUCCCCAGAACAUGUUUCAUGAUGCCAACCAUAACUCGCCUUACUCAGCACGCACCUCCCAGACUCUCAUCUACUCCAGUCAGACUGGACCAGAUUCCCUGCAAAUGUUACAUGAAGUAGAGUAUGGGGAGGUGAAGGAGUGGUCUGAGUUGUACUGGCCAGCUGGAAAAAAUGAAGUGGUGACGGUUCAUCCUUAUACGUGUGAAGAAUCUUUUCACUGGGCUCCACAGACUUGCACAUUUACCGAAGGGGUUAUGGUGCAGCAGCAGCCAACCCGGCGUGUCGGUAGCAUAGCCGACUAUGAUCCUGUGAAUGAGCAGUACGGUUCCAUCAGCCAGGGAAAUGCCAAUCCAGCAGGUGGGGGCUUUCGGCAAGAGACAACGUAUCAGGUUCAGCGGACAAACCUUUAUGAUCAGCAACCUCCACCUGUGCAGAUGAAUUCCAACCCAUCAGCUCAUCACAAGGUUAAUGCUCCACCUACACAGCUUGGGCGCUGUUAUCGUGCUAUGUACGACUAUGAGGCGGCCGACACCGAUGAAGUGAGCUUCAGAGACGGAGACCUCAUAAUCAACUGCACGGCCAUUGAUGAAGGCUGGAUGACUGGCACCAUCCAGCGAACUGGAGUUACAGGCAUGCUGCCUGCAAACUACGUGGAGCGAGUUAGCUGAAUUUCUACACCGUGCAACAAGUUCUUUAGGGGUCUUCUUUAAGGACUUUUUUUUUUUUUUUUGUCUUUUAAGGUAUUUUAAGUGAUAAAUUUCUUUUGCAUUAUUCACUGUUACUGUGAGGUUUGUCAAUUUAUUUUUUGUGAUUAAUUGGUUACAUUGAGAUAUUUAUAUAUAUAUAUAUAUAUAUAU